AUGAAGACCUUCAUUUCUCUAAUCGCCUUUCUCUCUAUGCUUUCCCUCUCGAUUGGGCUCGCACCAAACUACAUUUCGCGAUCUCCUUCACCAGCACCCGCUCCAGUGCCUGGAUUCCUCGAUGGCGUCCUGGACGGCUUAUCCGAUGGGAUUCACGCCUUGAGUAAAGCUGGAAAACUUGUGUUGGAUCAGCUCGAUAAAGCCGAGCAAGAGUUGCUCGAACGUGACGAUCAACUCGUGGUUGACGGAUGCAACAUCGUGAGAUGCGGAGUGGAGCUCGGCUUCACGUCUGUGAAGUGCCUCAUUGACGUUGUGGGUACCAAGGGCAUUGGCCAGGUUGGCAAAAAGGAAAAGCUUGGCUGCUUGGCUGAAGUCGCUGAGACGAUCGAUGACAUCAAGAGUCAUGAGCUUUGCGAUCACUGCUGGGACGCCAUCAAGAAUAACGUGCUACCCCAGGUAGAAUCGGUGUGA
This is a messenger RNA of Colletotrichum fioriniae, 471 nucleotides long. RefSeq lists its product as uncharacterized. The record is from RefSeq and is a predicted model, not a curated record. Lineage: Eukaryota; Fungi; Ascomycota; Sordariomycetes; Glomerellales; Glomerellaceae.